This is a messenger RNA of Megalops cyprinoides (Indo-Pacific tarpon), 602 nucleotides long. Its product is annotated as TBC1 domain family member 1-like. The coding region runs from base 66 to 602 and encodes 178 amino acids. The transcript has 2 exons. The record is from RefSeq and is a predicted model, not a curated record. Lineage: Eukaryota; Metazoa; Chordata; Actinopteri; Elopiformes; Megalopidae.
CGAUACGGCUUAAAAAGAAGAAACGAAGGCGGAAUUGUCCUUGCAAAAUCAUCCUACUGCCACUCAUGAUGGACAUGGAGGGGAUUUGCUUUGAAGUGAAGAGAAGAAACGACCCAGACCAAGACUCAAAUGGGAGCACAAGCCCCACCAACACUCCUCAGAGAAAGGUGCCGACCCUGGUGCAAGAUGGACCAGAGGCGGGUGAAGAGGAGUUCCAGUAUGCCCUUCACCUGGUUGGUUCACUUCCUGUACACAGGAUGACAACAAUGGCCAUGCUGCCCUGGAUAGUGGCUGAAAUCCGGAGACUGGGCCACCAGGCCAGACCCGGGAGGUGCGGCGCCCCGCCCUCCCCUCGGAACGAGCCGGUCCUCCUGCAGGUCUCUGCCACCCGCGUUCGCUGCGUCCCAGACGCGGACCCCGGACGGCCGUGGCACCCCCUGCAGCACACGGUUCAAGCACUGUUCGAGCACCAGCCCCAUCGAGUCCACAAGCUCAUCCACAACAGCCAGGAGCCCAGCUACUUCGGCUGCCUCAUCCGGGACGAGACCCAGAACGCCUGCUACGUGUUCCGCUGCCAGGACCACUUCAAGGUGAGGAUGUGA